GUUGAGAAAUGCAUUCUUCAUCUCCCUCACAUUUUUGGGUAGAGCCCUCUUCGGUUCUGUCAAUCUGUCGUCCGGAAUCACUCUCCGCAUCCAGCAUAAGCUCGGGUGUGUAGAAACACUUUGAGUACUCUGCUAAACUCUGCUAAAGUAGCUCUCUUUGAUGUAUACUCAGUGGAUGGAAUUACCAAUUUAAAUAUUUGAAUUGAAAGAUAAGGUUUGCAAAUUUCGCAUCCUAAAUACAGUAAUUUUCGUAAUACAUGUACUUAAAACUCAAUAUUUUAAUAGUAGGUGUUGAUUUUAGAUUCAAGAUCUGUUUUUAUCUCUUCCUGAUCCUGAUAUUCAUGUUCACGAUUGACAUAUUCAGUUUGGGGUUAUGCUUAACAUAUCUGUGCUUUAAUUUUCAUCUAUCUGUGCUACUUAGAUUAUGGCAAGGAAAAGGAGAGAUAGAUUCAGUGAGCUUCCGGUUGAUUUACUUGACAAGAUUUUGGGAUGCAUGCCCAUUUUGUACGCAGCUAGAUUGGCUGUUUUGUCUACUCUCUGGAAAGAUGCUUGGUUCAGUCUUACAAAACUCGACUUUGAUCUUUACUUCUUUUGUCACAUAAGAGAAAAGUAUGAUGCGUACUAUGAUGAUAGUGAUAGAUGGACCUGGAAAGCAAUAUAUAAGAAUCCUAAGAUUGAUAUGGUUGUCUCUGAGAGUAUGUAUAUAAUCAACAAAGUCCUGAUGCAUCACAAUGGACCCAUUCGCAAAUUUUGCUUUGCAGUUCAGGUUUAUUCCCUCGAACCACUUGGGUCACGAGUAUUUGACAUCUAUAAAUGGCUCAAUUUUGUCACACAAAAAGGUGUUGAAGAAAUUCAGCUCAAUUUUGAUACACGAGAUGGAUUCUUACUGCCAAACUGCAUCUUUUCCUGCCAAACAUUAAGGAGGUUGCGUCUUGGUGGAUCGUCUUAUGACACAAUAAGUUCCCCUUGCAUUUUACCAAAGUUCACUUCACUUUUUUUUGAAAACGUUGACUUUGAGCGUAGUGUUCAUACAAUUAACGCUCCCAUGCUUGAAAAUCUGUCAUUUGUAGCAUGUCGUGAAACUUUGUUCCAUUUUAACGUUACUGCUCCAAAACUUAGUACGCUAACAUUUCAAGGUUGUUCCUAUCACCAAACCAAUGUCAAUAUUCCAGUUAAAUACUCGACAUGGGAAUCUGUUCGUACUCUUGUUCUUGAUGGUUACUCAAUCGAUAAUUUUUUUGAACCUCUUACUAAAAGGGGGGCGCCACAACAUUCAUCUCAACUUCAACUACUAUACGUGGAAUACUUGAUGUUGCUUGAAGACCCGCUAAAGUGCGACCCUGAUUCGCUUCUAAUAGUAGAGCAUGAUAUUUCUCCUGCAUUCAUUCGUGUCCUGCAGUUAUGCCCAAAGUUGUCCAAACUUUGUAUAGAUGUAUCGUUUUUUCAAGACAUGGAAGGUUGUUUAGGUACGCCAUCAGAACUUUCAGGGGAGCUUUUACGUGUGGCCCAAACACUUAACUUGCUUCACACUUUGAUUUUGAGUGGCCCCUACUUAUGGAAUAGUAAUUUGUGGCUCUUUGGGAUCAAGGGGUUACUUGCAUGCUUCCCAACACUUAAGAAGUUUGUCAUUGGAAGAGAAUUCAAUCUCAAAACUAUCAAGGAAAUAUUGCAUUUUCCACGUGCCUCCCCAAAAGUCGAAAUAGUUUUCAUCAAAACACGUGUCUUAUUCUAAUGAAUUUCAUCUAGAUGUUGAUUUGUAAUUUACUGGUUCAACAAUGUAUAUUUCUUUGGUUUGAGAAUUCUAAUAUCGCGCUUGAUGUUCAUAUUCAAAACAAUUGCCAUCUUCUUGCCUAAGAUGGAGACUGGAAUCUUGGCCAUCAGUUGGCACAAUUUGGGAAUUUGGAAUUAUGCAGUCGCGCUUAACCUAGUUUUUGUUUCUAUUGCAUCUAUAUGUUAUUUUUGAAUACUUG
Molecule: messenger RNA, 1970 nt
Organism: Cuscuta epithymum
Lineage: Eukaryota; Viridiplantae; Streptophyta; Magnoliopsida; Solanales; Convolvulaceae
Source: the annotation of a GenBank genome assembly